Varanus komodoensis (Komodo dragon) is the source of this 1992-nucleotide messenger RNA. RefSeq names its product frizzled class receptor 5 (gene FZD5). The transcript has a single exon. Gene Ontology annotation, biological process: non-canonical Wnt signaling pathway; canonical Wnt signaling pathway. The coding region runs from base 82 to 1806 and encodes 574 amino acids. Gene Ontology annotation, molecular function: Wnt receptor activity; Wnt-protein binding. The record is from RefSeq and is a predicted model, not a curated record. Gene Ontology annotation, cellular component: plasma membrane. NCBI's taxonomy places the organism in Eukaryota, Metazoa, Chordata, Lepidosauria, Squamata, Varanidae.
AAAACGCGGACGGGGCCAGAGGAGACGGCAGCCGUGACCCUUGGCCGCUCGCUCGCUCGCUCGCUCGCGCCGCUCCUCGCCAUGGCUGGCCUUCGUUCCAGCCUGCGAGGGGCUUUGUUGAGCCUGUUGCUCUUCUUGCUGAAGGCCCCCGCUCCCGCGCCGGCUGCCUCCAAAGCCAUCGUUUGCCAGGAGAUCACCGUGCCCAUGUGCAAGGGCAUCGGCUACAAUUUGACGUACAUGCCGAACCAGUUCAACCAUGACACGCAAGACGAAGCCGGCCUGGAGGUUCACCAGUUCUGGCCCCUGGUGGAGAUUCAGUGCUCUCCCGAUCUGAAGUUUUUCCUGUGCAGCAUGUACACCCCCAUCUGCCUGCUGGACUACGCCAAGCCGCUGCCGCCCUGCAGGUCGGUCUGUGAGAGGGCCAAGGCUGGUUGCUCUCCCCUGAUGAGGCAGUAUGGCUUUGCGUGGCCUGAGAGGAUGAACUGUGACAAGCUGCCGCUCCUGGGAGAUGCUGAGAUGCUGUGCAUGGAUUACAACCGGACGGAGGCCACCACCGCACUGCCCCCGUUUUUCACCAAACCCACUCGCUCCUCCAAGGGUGCCCACAAAAACCUCACCCCGCUAAGCAGUGGUGACUGCAAGAGAGUGUGCGAGUGCAAGGAGCCCUUGGUUGUCAUCUCCAAAGAAACCCACCCCCUCUACAACAAGAUCGAGACAGGCCACGUACGCAACUGUGCCAUCCCUUGCUUCCAGCCCUACUUCACCCAGCACGAGAAGACUUUUGCCACCUUCUGGAUAGGCCUGUGGUCUGUCCUCUGCUUCAUCUCCACCUUCACCACAGUGGCCACCUUUCUAAUUGACAUGGAGAGGUUCAGGUACCCGGAGCGCCCCAUCAUCUUCUUGUCUGCCUGCUACCUCUUCGUGUCCAUUGGCUACAUCAUCCGGCUGGUUGUGGGCCAUGCCAACGUAGCCUGCAAUGCAGAUUACAACCAUAUCCACUAUGAGACCACGGGGCCUGCUCUGUGCACGGUGGUCUUCCUCCUGAUCUACUUCUUCGGCAUGGCCAGCUCCAUCUGGUGGGUGAUCUUGUCUCUCACCUGGUUCCUGGCUGCUGGCAUGAAAUGGGGGAAUGAGGCCAUUGCUGGCUACUCACAGUAUUUCCACAUGGCAGCUUGGCUCAUUCCCAGCGUCAAGUCCAUCGCUGUGCUGGCCCUGAGCUCGGUUGAUGGUGACCCAGUGGCUGGCAUCUGUUACGUGGGGAAUCAGAACCUUGACAAGCUGAGGGGCUUCGUGCUGGCCCCGCUGGUGGUGUACCUCUUCACUGGGACCAUGUUUCUGCUGGCAGGUUUUGUGUCCCUCUUCAGGAUUCGGAGCGUCAUCAAGCAAGGAGGCACAAAAACGGACAAGCUGGAGAAGCUGAUGAUCCGCAUCGGCAUCUUCACGGUGCUUUAUACCGUCCCGGCAACCAUCGUGGUGUCCUGCUACAUCUAUGAGCAGCACUACAGAGAGAUGUGGGAGGUCGCUCUGAACUGCUCCUGCCCCGGGGACAAGAGCAAGCCCAAGCCCGACUACGCAGUCUUCAUGCUGAAGUACUUCAUGUGCCUGGUGGUGGGGAUCACCUCUGGAGUCUGGAUCUGGUCUGGCAAGACCCUUGAGUCCUGGAAGCGGUUUACAGGGCGAUGCUGCCAGCGGGGAAAGCCCCCUAGCAUGGCCAUGUACAGUGAAGCAAACACCGCUCUGACUGCCAGGACAGGGCUGCCCAGUUCCGCUUCCUACCACAAACAAGCCCCUCUGUCCCAUGCAUAACACUGAAAAAAGCACCUUGCUUGCCAUGGUUGGGAGCAGGUAAGUGGGUGGUGAAGCUCCCGACUGGCAGAGGUUUGGGAACAACCUUGGAGCUUUCUGUCUGCUCUGGAACUGCUUGCUUCACCUCCAGCUCUGAAAGGAGGUGCUUGUGUUUUGCCCACAUUUCAAGAUUGCUGUAUUUACCAA